Radiomyces spectabilis is the source of this 2025-nucleotide messenger RNA. RefSeq lists its product as uncharacterized. Gene Ontology annotation, molecular function: RNA binding. The record is from RefSeq and is a predicted model, not a curated record. Lineage: Eukaryota; Fungi; Mucoromycota; Mucoromycetes; Mucorales; Radiomycetaceae. The transcript is spliced from 8 exons. The coding region runs from base 1 to 2025 and encodes 674 amino acids.
AUGAGACAAAUUCAGCGCUGGUCUCCAAAGCCCUCAGCUGCUCAGUUUCACCACUCGUCUCGCUGGUUAAAUCCAUCGUCUCGUGCCCGAAAAAAAGGUGGUGAAGAGCUUCUACCGUCUCAGCGCUUACAGGAAAUAGUGCAUACGUUGGAAUCCCCCGCCAAAGAAGAAGCAGUCGAAGGUACAGAAAGCCUAAUUGCUGCGAUCGACAGUCAUCGGCCCAAAUCAAAAACGGGCGUCUUGGGCGAUCAACUAUUCGACAAGCUGCAAUCAACGCUACGAAAUUCGUAUACCGUGCCACAACUUGUGGUUUAUUUAAAGCAUCACGACCUUAAACAUACUGGACGCAAAGAUACACUUAUUGCAAGGAUUAUUAACAAUCACUGGGGACUGGUAUCCAAACAACAAGUCUCGAUCGAAGCGCUUCGCAAAAAGGAAAACAAUAUCACCCGCCUGCUGAAUACCACCCCCGAAGAAAUUUUCUUUGUUACGGGACACCAUGGACAUAAUAUGCGACAAAUCGAGAAACAGUAUGGCGUCAAAAUUGUCAUUGAUGCUAAAAAUCUAUCGUACAUUCUGAACGGUCCGAGGGAAGGCGUCAACAGCGCGAGAAAGGAGCUCACCAAGCUGGGUGGUAUCUUGCGCGUCAAUGUUCCUUGCCCAUUGCUUAAAACCCCAUCUUACUACGCCGAACUGAAACGUGAAUGCGCACGGUUCUUACCGUCCAUCUCUCAAAUGUCGGGUGCUUAUAUCGACCUACGAGAACGAUUCGAGUUUAUGGUGGCUGGAAGAGAUCAGGAAGCGAUCGAUCGUGCCAAACGUCUAUUAAGUCUAAUGAUAACCGAGAUGAAUUUCGUCCUGAGACCUCCACUGACAGUUUCCGAUCAUACCUUUAUUCAAGAUGCUCCACAACAUCCAUUGAUGACAGGUCCUUUCAGUAUGCUUGCAGCGCACGAUUCAGCCGCCAUGCCACAAUUUGCCAAAGUACGUGGGUGGAGUCGGGUCUCGCGAACGAACAACGAUCAGGUUCCGGAAAUGAUCAAAAACAUUGAUGAUUCCUUUUAUCGCUUCUUUGCCUUGAAAAACCGGGCUUCUUUUCAAGAGCCUGGAUCGUCUCUGAUCAUAAAGGAUCAGCUUCGACAUCUGUUGAACACGCCUUUGGCGCCGUGGGGUGAAUUGAACCUGAAUACAUCUUUGGAAGCAACUUUCGGUCAUUUGUUAUUCGAGAACCCUGUCACUCCAGAACAAGAGGUCAACAUGCUGCAACCGUUUCUUGAAGAAGCAUUUUCAGCAGAAACCUUGCGCGAAGCAAUGAGGGGUCCAUUCCAACCAAGACAAUACUUUUUUGCGAGCCAACCGCCUACAAAUGUCACAUCGCUGCUCCUUCCUUUUACUGCGGAAGGUGGCAUUCAUCAGAGAACGAUUGUGGCCGAAUACGUCAGUACAGGUUUGCUGGCUAAAAUGGAAGGCUUCGCUGAGGAACCCGUACCAACGGCUCCUCGUCGCUUCCAACUUCAUUUUACGGUGGACGAAACCGGUAAUCUGAAACCACAAAAAGUCAUUGGAGAACAUGGACGCUCGGUGAUCGAUCUGCUGGCACUGAAUGGCUAUGUGGAUGCUCGGUUAUGCGCUCGGCGUUUCGUGCAAUAUCAGAGCGAUGAUCUCGUCUCUGUUCCUGACGAUGUAGAGCAAGCGCCUCUGCCGGGAUGUCUUGAAGAAUUACUGGCCAGCUGUUCUCUUACCGGAUAUGCAGAGAUGCAAUGCCCUCCCUUUAUUCGUCAUAACGAUGCACAGUUUGCUCUGGUAGAUGUGGCAUUCCGCAACGAAAAGCGAUAUUUGUUUGAGGAUCAUUUGGUAACAAUUCAUCAGUUGGAAGAGCAGACAAGUCGAGCUCAACGGACAGAGUUAACGAUCAAAUCACGGGAUCAAGAAGGAGAGGCGAACGCUGCGCUGCUAUCAAAGGGAUCAUCAUGGGAUAAUUUUGUCGAUACAGUGACUAAUAUUGCUAAGCGAUGGCAUUUUUAA